Molecule: messenger RNA, 831 nt
Organism: Danaus chrysippus (African queen)
Lineage: Eukaryota; Metazoa; Arthropoda; Insecta; Lepidoptera; Nymphalidae
Source: the annotation of a GenBank genome assembly
AUGGCAGCUAAGUUGGUUGUAGUACUCGCCGCCGUGGCCGCUGUGGCUCACUGCUCAGUGGUGCCAGUUGCGCGAGCAGACGCCGACUACACGAGCUUCGCUUACGACGUGGCCGACCCUUACACCGGUGACUUCAAGAGUCAAGUUGAAACCCGCGUUGGUGGCAACGUCCAGGGACAAUACUCACUGCUUGACGCUGAUGGCACAAAACGCACAGUUGACUAUACUGCUGAUGAUGUCAAUGGAUUCAAUGCAGUAGUCCGUAAAGACCCUGCAGUUAUUGCAGCUGCCCCAGCUGUUGUAGCUUCAGCUCCAGCAGUUGUUGCCUCAUCACCAGCCGUUGUUGCCUCAGCUCCAGCUGUUGUAGCUUCAGCUCCUGCUGUUGUUGCCUCGGCUCCAGCCGUUGCAGCUGUUGGUCCUUCCGUCGUAGCUGCACGAACUCUUGCCGCUCCUGCCGUUUAUGCUGCAUCUGCUCCGGCAGUCGUAGCCAGCCAUACUCUUUCUGGAUCAGCUGUCUAUGCUGCAGCUGCCCCAGCUGUUGUUGCCACCCGUACAGUCGCUGCUCCAGCUGUCUACGCUGCAGCUGCCCCCGCAGUGUUUGCAUCCCGUGCAAUUGCUUCUCCUGCAGUUUACGCCUCUUCCCCUGUAUCUUACGCUGCCUCCGCUCCGUCUCUCGUAGCUAAGGCCUAUGGUGCUCCUUCCUACUAUGCUGCAUCUUACGCAGCACCUUGGUAUUCUGCUGCCGGCCACGGUCUUCUCGCUGCCCGUGCCUACCCAUCACCUUACUAUGCAGCCUACGGAGUACACCCCGCCCCUCUUAAUUACUGGUAA